AGGCUUGUUUGCUUUCCUCAGACGAUUUCAACGCAUUUAUCUCGGCAUCCACCACACGACACCACGUUUUUUGAAAAAAAACUUAAAUCUCUGAAAAUCCAAACCAUUCUGUAAAUCUGAUUGCAUAAUUUGGUUACACAUACAACUCUACACAUGCGCCGUACGGUGAACCGCAUUAAUUUGUAAAGCUCCACGGUGCGUCAAGAACUGCAACACUUCUACUUUCACUUUACGUUUUGGUUUUCGAAUGACUAGCUAAAAAUGGAAGUUAUUUCGGAAAUAAGUCGUGUGCAGCAGCGGGGCGAAAGAGAUCUCAGCGUCUUAAAUGCGGAAGACGAUUUCGUUUUUUGCCUUUCCGGAGAUGAGGACGCUGCGAUUGUUGCCGAAGAAUGGGAGGAAGAGCAGCCCUUGCGUGUGCUGUUUCACCAACUCGCGCUGGGAAAGGAAUCGCCGGAUGAUGCUUCCGAACACGAGCUGCCCAUCGCGGAAAGAAUCGCGACGCGUGGUAUGCGGUCGGAGCAAGAGCGAACGAGUGACGAGGAGAAUGGAGCAGGUCCGAGAAAAGUGCAAACCUCGCGGAGCGGGGCAGCAGGCGGGGAGACGGUAGCAACAGCUUCCAACAACGGGCACAGCUCGCCGUCGCGGAGGAAAAACAUGUUCUUCUUCUUCUUCCAGGAACGCGCAUCGACCACGUCCUCCUCGGCUGGGGAUUUGGCCAGCAUGAACCAAGAAAUAAACGGUAGGCACGAGCGCGAAACAGGUGAAGCACGCCAGGCAGAACAAUCCGCAAUUAGGUUAACAGCGCCAAGUAAAAGCACAAUGAACAACAGUAGCACGACCCGAGGGCAGAAGCUGCAGGCCAACGCGACAGCCCAUACAAAAAAGAAUUCGGCCGCACUGAUGAGCGAUUUGCAAGUUUCCCAGAAUAAAAUGAACAAUGUGUUACUGGGACCUUGUGCAGCCUCUGGUCGUGGGAACAAAAUGAACAACCAGCAGCUUGCUAGGACACACGCGGCAUCCAACCGGCGGUUGAGUUACAGGAGUUUUCUCUUUCCCACCAUGAGGACCCCACAGACCACUACUCAGCCUGAUCAAAACGGCAGCACGAGGCUGUUGCUACAUAAUCAUCCCUCCUCUGCGAAUAGAUCGGGCUCCUCGCGUUCGCCCGAUGACGCCGAUACGCAAUUGUUGCGUUGCAAGCGAGCGUUCGCUACAAAGAUGGGGAUGGAUGAUGCUGAUGAGGCGGCGCAAGAUGAGCUUGACGCGUUCAUCCACAAUUACCUGUACACCUCGGUUUCUCCGUUCGCAGAUGGGAUGGUGGUAAUCGAAAGCGAGGAGGACGAAAUAAACAGCGUGAUUCCCAUUGUGCCAGUGGAAGUUUCUGACAGAAGCGGCUACCAACAUGUGGAGGAUGGGUCAGCAGGUGGGACGGGAAUAUUAAACGCCCUUCAGACCACCGAAGACCAGUUGUUCGCUCAGGCGUUGCAAAACUUACAGUCUUCACAGUCCAGUCAGUACUAUUCGCGCACGACUUUCCACAACAAGGCAGCUGUAGUGGCAACAGGCCAGAGCGGCAGAAACUCAGCCGGGAACAAACUUUCGGCUGGGUCUGCCGGCACACCGCCUCGGUCUCCAAACAAAAUCGACAAGUACAACUUCGCUCCUCCGGCAGCGCAUUUUUUCAACGAUACGGGCGACCUGGCGAUUUUGGAAAUGAGAUCACCGUCCUCGUCCUCGCGCGCUGAGCGAGGUGUUGGUGGAAGCAGCUCCAGCUCGUCGUCUUUGUUUGGGUGGUUGUUCCCGUGAAAAUGACUAGAUGAAUGGGUUUUUGAUGUUUCUUGACACUUCUGUAUUCUUUCAGUUUCCAUUGACAUUGAAUUCAUUUUCACUUUUAUGUUUCUUGAAGCCAUGCCAUGCACAGGCGUCAGACGAACUGCGAAGGUUUCAGCUGAAGAUCGAGCAAGAUUUGCGGAUAAUCUCGGCCUCUAUCGGCUGGCGGCAUUUUCGAGGAGUAGAAAUGCGAGUCUGCUUUUUGAACUUUUUUUUCGUUUCAGCCCUGCAUGAACAAUCGAGAAGGAGAAU
Molecule: messenger RNA, 2082 nt
Organism: Amoebophrya sp. A120
Lineage: Eukaryota; Dinophyceae; Syndiniales; Amoebophryaceae
Source: the annotation of a GenBank genome assembly